ACAAGAAUAAAUAUGAUAAUUAAAAAAAGAGCUGGCCUAGCAAGAUCAACUCCGAAUUUUAUAAUUUAUGAUAAAGACAUCCUAGGUAUAAAACAUAUUUACGACCUACAGAUGGAAAUGAUAUGUAAGAAUUUGCUUUAUCAGGCGAAUGGAAAUUAUAAAUUACAAAUCUUAUUUAAAAUCAAAAUGAUCCAAGAACAGAAAAACAUAUGGACUUCGAGAUGUCCUGGAGAAAUAGAAAUAACAAAUUACAGGAAAAAUAAUUGGAUCAUAUCAGCUCUAAAGGCGUUAAAUAACGAAAAAAUUAAAAUAUGUAAUCAUGAAAUAAAAGAUUUUAGAGAAAGCCAUAGAAUCAAAGGAGGAAAGACUGAUCUAAUUGAAUUAAUGGAGCGUAAGGAUUUUAUAACAAGUAUUCAAUCAAGAAAAACAAAAAAUAUAAUGUUUUUAGAGGACAUCCUAGAAGUGGACGGUAUCACUUUACUAAAAUGGAAGCAUUUAUGUAAAGAAAGAGGAAAGAACACGAAAGGUAAAAUGCCAAAAUGGUUUAAAAAAUUAGAAUUAAAACUAAUAGCAGAUGAAAGUAGACAAGUAAGGAAAAUAAGAAACGAAUUUAUAGGUCAAGCACAAAAAGAAAAUAUUCAUAUAAACUAUUUCGAUGAAGAUGAAAAAUCGGAUAAAAAUAGUAUCGUAACUUGGAACGACUAUGAGGAAUACCCGAUAUUUAGUAUUAACAAAAAAAAAUCGCAGAGUAAAAAAUAUAAAAAAAUAGGAAUACAUUUAGAACUAGUCGGAGAUAGUUAUGAUCUAAACAAUUCGCCUCAACUGAAGAAAUGUCAAGGAUGUUAUAGAAACAUUAGUAAAAAAAAGGGUAGUAAAGAAUGUUUAAUAUACAUAGAAAAUGAAAUUUGUAGAAAUUUAGAUAGAAGAAAAGAAGAAGAUUAUAUUAAACCGUACGAAACUCUAAAUAACAUCAUAAAAAAGAAUGAAUGGUUACGAACAUAUACAAAAGAAGAUAAAAAAGAUGAGUCGUUUAAUAAUAAAAUAGAAAUUAUCGACAAAAUAAUUAAAACGAACGAAAAAAAUUUUUUGGAUAUAAUCAAAAAUAGUAUUUUCGAAGAAGAAGAUAAUUUGAUUUUGAUAACAAAACGAAGAUUUUGUUUAUUAAUUGAUACAAAUAAAAAGAAAUGGGAAAUUAACAAUAAAGGCAAAAGAGUUUAUCGAUAUAAUGUAAUAUGGAAAAUAUUUGAACUGAAUUACGAAGAAAAAGAGAGCGAGGAAUUGAUAUUACUAGCGAGUUAUGAAUGCAAUGAUGAAAACGAAUUCAAAAUUAUUCUUAGAUGUAUAAUUAUAGGAAUUAUGAUAAUUAGUGAGAAUAGUGAAUUAAUUUUAGGAAUAAACGAGAAAGUCAAUAGACUAAUAAUUGAAUUUAUUAACAAUUUUAGCAACAGGAAAAAAAUAGAUAGUGAUUACUAUUUAGAGCUUUUAUUUUUAGAAAAUUUUUUAGAAACAAAUAACAUCGAAUUAAUUGAAGGAGGAUUCCGAGCUUGGAGAAAAGCAGUGACGCUAGCAAUUUGGAAAAAUGAAAUCUUAAACAGCGAAAGGAAAAACAGAAAAUGGGAAUUACUAAGAGGGAUUUAUAAUAAUAAAUUCAAUGAUUUAUCUAAAGAGAAAAAAGAUAGAGAUUUAAUCAAAAAGCUUUGGAUGUUCACGUACGACGAGAUUAAGAAACGAAUAUGGAUUCCACGAUGUGAAGAAAUUAAAAGAUUAGAAAAACGAGAACAAAUUAAAAAAAUAGAUCUUAGAAGGAAAAGAGAUGUGAAAGAUAAUAUAUUAGAAGACGAUACUGACACGGAUACAAUACCAGAGAAAAUUAAAAAACAAAAAACAAAAGAAAAUUUAGUUAAAACAGAAAAAAAUACAAAUAUAAAUAAACAGAUUAGCUUAGUAACGUUAGACAAAAUGAAAGGAUUAAUCACAGAAGGUAUUAAUAUAACUAAAUCUUGGAAUACAACAAUCAAAUUAACGAACGCUCUAGUUUAGAUAUAGUUUAGCAAUAUUUAGAUAUAGUGUGAAAUUUUUAUUAUAAAUUUUUAUGAUAGAUUUAGUCAUAGUUCGAUAAAUACUUAGUUAUAGGGUUUGAAUUUUUCAAGCUCUAGGUGUUUAAUUUUAAUUAUGUAAUUUAUAUAUAAAUUCA
Molecule: messenger RNA, 2194 nt
Organism: Rhizophagus irregularis DAOM 181602=DAOM 197198
Lineage: Eukaryota; Fungi; Glomeromycota; Glomeromycetes; Glomerales; Glomeraceae
Source: RefSeq, a predicted model, not a curated record